AACGGAUAGACCCAGUAUUUUGACUGGUCUGGCCGGGUUUGUUGGGAGUUGUAAGGAGGUUUUUUUUACGUGUAGACGCGGACGUAGACGGAAUGAAACAUGGACACAGUGAAAGACCGUACGGAUUCGGAUCAGUCUUCCAGACCCCGUAGCUCAGCCACACCCAGAUUCGGUUCCAGUAAGACAAAAAUUCGGAAACAUAUACCCGCCGGAAAAGGACCGUAUACCGUGGGAUGUGUGGAUUUUAUGAACGAUCAUUCCGACGACGGAGUUUUAUUCCGAUUGUUUUAUCCCACCAGGAAAUCAGAUAUAUACAAACGAGAUAAACAAUGGCCUCUGUGGGUACCAAGGAAACAAUAUGUACAUGGUUAUGUGGAUUUUCUGGGGUUAAGCACCAAAACUUUUGGUAAAUUCUUUAAAUGGUAUUGUGAUGAUGUUUAUGUACCAGCGUUAUGGCAGGCUCCAAUUCUCAAAGAACACAAGAGAAAACAUCCAGUUGUUAUCUUGUCUCAUGGAAUUGGAGGAAACAGGACCACAUAUACUGCCUUGUGCUGUGAACUCGCUUCUCAGGGAUUUGUUGUCGCUGCCAUAGAGCACAGUGACGGAUCAGCUUCCAUGGCUUUACGUCUGCAACAGUUUUCCCAGAAUGCCUUGACUUCCAGUCCCGAUCAACUUAACAACAAUGAUGUCAUCGAUGGUGACCCUGAAAACAAACCACAAAUAAACUCACGACAUCAUCUCAACGCCUUCAACGAACAUUGGAAGAAAUUUGAAAAGAUUGAAAAUAUUUUUGACUUUGACUUUAGGAAUAAACAGGUCCACUACCGAGCUGAUGAGUGUUCUAGAAUGCUGAAUAUUCUUACUGCUAUGAAUAAUGGUGAACAAAUGCAUAAUUAUUUUGGAGUCAUUUUUGAUACAUCACAACUCAGAAAUAGCCUAGAUCUGUCUCAAGUCUCUGUGAUUGGUCAUUCAUUUGGAGGAUCCACAUGUUUAUGUACACUUUCAAAAGACCCACGAUUUAAAGUUGGGGUGGUUAUAGAUGGCUGGAUGUUACCACUGGAUGAACAAGUCUACAGUAAGGUUAACCAGCCUGUAUUAAUGGUAAACUACGAAACCUUUCAAUGGGUAGAUAAUAUUAAAUCUAUGAAUAGAUUUCUAACCAAUGAAGUUGAUCGACGAAUGAUCACCGUCAAAGGAACUUGCCAUCAGAGUAUCAGUGAUUUUCAGUUUAUAGCUAACAAACUUCUAGGACGGGUGAUGACAGUGAGAUAUACUCUAAACCCAAAACUAGCGUUUGGUACCAGUGCUCAGGCUACUGUUGGCUUCCUCCGAAAACAUUUCGAUUUGCCUGGAGAAAAGUUCUCUGAGAUAUUAGACGGAAACCAUUACCUGGUAAUAAAUGGAACCAACGUUAACAUGCCCGUCCAAGUCACAUGA
This is a messenger RNA of Lottia gigantea (owl limpet), 1437 nucleotides long. RefSeq lists its product as hypothetical. The transcript is spliced from 9 exons. The coding region runs from base 100 to 1437 and encodes 445 amino acids. NCBI's taxonomy places the organism in Eukaryota, Metazoa, Mollusca, Gastropoda, Lottiidae. The record is from RefSeq and is a predicted model, not a curated record. Gene Ontology annotation, molecular function: 1-alkyl-2-acetylglycerophosphocholine esterase activity.